ACUAGUCAAUCAGUUGUGAAGUGUUCAAAAUUUGUUUUGUGGUUUUGUGAAAUUUUAGCAUUAAAAAAGACUAUAGUUUGUACUAUUUUUUUUAGAGAUAAGUGUUUAUUUAUCGAUCGGCAAUGUAUUUUACAAGUGGAUCGCAGUUCGGCACGUAGAGUGGGAAAUGACUAAACCGGAUAAUAGGGAUUUCGAGGAUAGGUACACGGCUUGUUUCGUUGAUUUUGGCAUUAAAAUUGCCGCCGGCCUUCUCAUUGGUAGUAUGAUGGGCAGCUUCUUCCUAAAAGGCGUCAGAAGGUGGCCCAUGUACAUCGGCGGAGGGAUCGGCGUCGGCAUGGCCUACACCAACUGCGAGAACAGCCUGAACAGCUUCUUACUGUCCAUGGAUCCUAAAGUUUGCGUCAUAAAAAAACAACCUUGAUGUGAGUGGACGUGUUAUCGACAAAUAUACAAACCGUGUUGUAAAAAUGUAAUUUUUAUUGUUUAAAAAUAAAGUUAACAUUUUAAA
This is a messenger RNA of Achroia grisella, 508 nucleotides long. RefSeq names its product MICOS complex subunit Mic10-like. The record is from RefSeq and is a predicted model, not a curated record. Gene Ontology annotation, cellular component: MICOS complex; mitochondrial inner membrane; mitochondrion. Lineage: Eukaryota; Metazoa; Arthropoda; Insecta; Lepidoptera; Pyralidae. The coding region runs from base 167 to 421 and encodes 84 amino acids. The transcript is spliced from 3 exons.